GUGGGCACAGGUGGGUGGCACUGGUGGGCACAGGUGGGUAGCACUACUGGGCACAGGUGGGCGCACUGCUGGGCACAGGUGGGCACACUGCUGGGCACAGGUGGGUGCAUUGCUGGGCACAAGUGGGUGCACUGCUGGGUGGCACAGGUGGGUGCACUGCUGGGCACAGGUGGGCGGAAUUUGUGUGUAGCACUGCUGGGCACCGAUCAUCAGGGCACUGAUGAUCAGUCACCCUGAUGAUUGGUGCCGAUCCCCGCUCUGACAACUGCCGGUUUUUGGCAGCACUUUCCUCACGCUCUGACAGCGUGAGGAAAGUGCAGCCGAGAACCGGCAUUUGCAU
This is a messenger RNA of Staurois parvus, 340 nucleotides long. Lineage: Eukaryota; Metazoa; Chordata; Amphibia; Anura; Ranidae. The record is from the annotation of a GenBank genome assembly.